GGCCCCGAGCACAUGAUGGCGAUACGGGAGCUCAAAGUGUGCCUUCUCGGGGACACCGGGGUUGGGAAAUCAAGCAUUGUGUGUCGAUUUGUCCAGGAUCACUUUGACCACAACAUCAGCCCGACCAUUGGGGCAUCUUUUAUGACCAAAACUGUGCCUUGUGGAAAUGAACUUCAUAAGUUCCUCAUCUGGGAUACUGCUGGUCAGGAACGGUUCCAUUCGUUGGCUCCCAUGUACUAUCGUGGAUCCGCUGCAGCUGUCAUAGUGUAUGAUAUUACCAAACAGGACUCAUUCCAUACCUUGAAGAAGUGGGUGAAAGAACUGAAAGAACAUGGUCCAGAAAACAUUGUAAUGGCUAUCGCUGGAAACAAAUGUGAUCUCUCAGAUAUCAGGGAGGUUCCUUUGAAGGAUGCGAAGGAAUAUGCUGAAUCCAUAGGUGCCAUCGUGGUUGAAACAAGUGCAAAAAAUGCUAUUAACAUUGAAGAACUCUUUCAAGGAAUCAGUCGCCAGAUCCCACCCUUGGACCCCCAAGAAAAUGGAAACAAUGGAGCAAUCAAACUUGGGAAGCAAACCAUGGCAGUCAGCCGGCGGUGCUGCUGACGGGCCCGCGGCCCGCUGUACUUGAAGACGCCGGAGCCCCCCCGUGCGCUGCCCAAGGACUCCAUUCUCGGUGGCCGGGCACCUCGCCUGGAGGGAAGUGAGCACGCUGGCUCGGCAUCCUGGAAGACCUGCAGGGAAUGGCACAGGAAAUGUCCCUGGAAAAGGCUUUGAGAAACCUCUAGAAAAACCCACCACCUUUCAUGCAUGAAAUGCGCACAGGAGAGAACGGAUGUUAGAUACUAAGCACAGUUGAGGUUUUGUUAAAACCCUUAAAAUAGUCUCAAUUUGUUCAGAAAUCUUACUGGCUUCUUAUGUGUGUAAGAUUCUAAAAGUGGUGUUCUGCUCUGACGUCCUGUGUUCCUUGGCCAAAUUCUAGUAAGUUCUUCAGUGCCAUUGCCUUUGUUACCUGACCAGCCUUCACUGAAAGACUAACUUAAUUUUAUUUAAUUUACCUUUCAGUGGAGUGUAAUUGGAUCAUCACUCAAGCUGUAGACUUGAGCUGUUGUCAAAGUGGAGAAAGAUGUAUCAGAAGCUGUUGUCUACAUCUCUGAUUUUUACUUGAUGAACGUUUUUCUAAGUUUGGGUCAUAUAUAAACAAGCAAAUCAACUCUGACUAAAAUAUUUUAUGUAAUUUUGGGAUUGGGAGGCCUGGUUUGGAAGAGUCUUUCAAGUACUUCCUAUAUAAGCAGUGACAGGUGUGGGAUGUAAAUAUUACCCCAGAGACCACUUGGGAUGAUGCAUCACCUCCACGGCAAUAAAUUCUUCCUCUCUUAGAGAGGUUUAACACACAGAGUAUUAUUUUACUAAUGAAUAUGACAUGGCAUCAUAUCUAGGGGGAAAAAUUAACUGGAGGAUGUUUGAGUCUAUAUUGUAGGGCAGACUUUUAAUAAUAGCAAUUAAUAGCAGGUUACUGGAAAGCCAGCCUAGGGAAGUACCAGCACCUUAAGGUUCUAGAACCCAAUUGCAAAAUUAGAGAAGGCAUUUUAGAAGAUGCUAAGCUUGGAGAAGUAGGUAUUAGGGCUUAAGAGGGAUCCAACUCUGGAAUGCCAAUUAACUUGAGCGUAGGCUUUGAUAAAAAGUUUCCUUUUCAGGUUCCCUGUCUGCUCAAUUAAUUAAAGAUGUCUGAAUGCAAAUGCAGUAAACAGAGAAAAGACAUGAAGAGGAAGAAAAGCUAUUUCCAUUCCAAAUUCAAAUUCUGUUCCCAUUCUAACUUUCAUAAUCACCUGGGAUCUAGAAGCAGUUGGUUUCCUAUUAGGGCUUAUACUGGGAGGUGACUAUUAAAGGAUAUUCAGAUCAGGGCCUUUGAUGGGAGCUAAGAAGCUGCAAAACAAUAGCCUCAGAAAUAGUUAAUUGUGCAGUGUGGUCCAUGAACAUUCAAGGGCCAGCAAACAUUUAUUGAAAACCUACAAUGUAAAAGCCAGGAGAGAGGUCAUGAGCUGAUUAAAGACCCCAAACUUUGAGUAACUCAGUGUGAACUGCCGCUUCACAGUCCUGUCACGUCUGUGUGCUCUGUGCCCUGAUGCACAGAGACACCGAGUACCGCCAUUGACAAAAAAGAAGAGUCCUUGAGAGACCAGGGUCCCUUCUUUAUGUGGAUGGUAAAUGGGUGGAGAUCACAGAUUAAGGGUUUUUUAACUCAAGAAUAUGCCAUCUAUUUGAUGUUCUUCACCCAGCUUGCAAGAGUAGUUUGACAGUCUUAGCAUGUGGAGGCUGUAAAUACUUAUUUUUUGGUUUAAAAGUGCCUCUUAGUUCUCCCAGACAGGUGCCUCAAAAAACGUUAGCAAGUGGCAUUUGGAUGACUUGGCAGGUUUUCUCCACAUUGUCAAUAUCGUUGUUUAACAUGAUUCUGCUGCUGCUUGCAGGCCGAGCAAUGAUCAUGCUGUUUCCAAAGUUAAAAACUUGGGAAUGAAAAUGGAAAUGCCCUCUUUCCAGUUGCAUGCAGACUGCUUUUGGAACCUUCCCUCAUUCAUCUGUCCCCGGCCUCCUGGGUUUAUCUCUAGAGAGCCUCUCGGCUUGCCUGGCUUUGGUACGGUCCCGGCGGAGUUCCGCAGAUUUGGGCUGGGCCUCUCGUGGUUGCAUUUUUGCAUAAAAUGGCUGGUAUUAUCCUCAUGUAGCAAGCUGCCCACGAACGAGGCCACGGUUCUGUUUCAGAAGCACAUGAGGGCGUGAAGCCACUCUCUUACCUUUCUGAACUGCCUUAACUAUUCAAUCCAGUCAGAUGACAACAUAUAUAUAAUUAUUACUUGGAGUCAUUGGCGCAGAAAGUAGUGGCAUUUGGGCACAGGAGCCUUUGCAUAAACACGGAGCUGCCUCUGAAGGUAGAUGCUCGAGCCUUGUCCAGGCUUUCUUAUCUACCUUUAUUCUGCCUUGAGAUUACUUUCUGGCUGUUCUAAUCAUUGAACUGUAACCAAGUAAUAUUUUGUAAAGGCCUGGAAAUUACCAUUGCUCCAAAAUGACACGUAACUUCAUGUGAUGUACUAUCCUUCACAUAAUUUUCCCAAAUGUGCUCCUUUUUCUAGGUUUUUUUUCUCUCCUUCCAUGUGUGGUACAAUGUGUAUAUGUGUAAAUAUGAUUCAUAUUUGUUACGCCAACAUGUAACCCAUUUCACUGGCUGAGUUUGGCUCACGACCGUGUUAUAUAAUGUAGGCACGGGUUCUCGCCGGGCUUGCUUCCCAGUGGAAAGCCCUAAGGUGGCAGUGCAGUCGUGCAAGCAUUUGAUGUAGGUACAUAAUUGACUUGCCAUUUCGUGCUCGAAAAUGGCACACUCGGGUGCUGAAUAUGACGUUACCUUGUAGCUAUAGAAGGUUGAAGACUUCAAAACUAACCCUGAGCCAACAAAAGGGCUGCUCCCCGAUGAGAACUGAAUGCAUUUUCUGAGCAAGGUUUGGAUGACUGAAAUACUUUCUCUAAGAUUAAGAGCGUGGCAUGUGUUGGUUGCAUUGAGCUCCUUGUAGGAGACUCCACUUCUCGUCGCUCUGCAGUGCGAGCAGGGAGUUGAAUGAGCCAGCUUACAAACAGAGGGGCUCUGAGCUGUAUUCAGACCUGUUAGGUAUCUAGUUUGUUCUUUCAAUCAGCAUUGUUGAAACCAGACCCAGUGAUCCAGUUCAGUGCUCUGUUGUGUAAACCGCUCCUUUUUCUCAUGUUUUUAUAAAGGGAUUCUGUCUGGGCUGGACCCAGUUCUCACAUAUAGAAGACACCGCUGUAGAUAGUUAGGACCUUUCCACCUUGUAUUCAUUCUAUAGUAAAGCAUCGCCCUCAGCGUUGCCCAAUUGUAUCUGUUAUUUUUGGUUUAACAACACUGAUUCAUACUAAUAAAUAUUUUAAGUUUUACCAUG
Molecule: messenger RNA, 3935 nt
Organism: Miniopterus natalensis
Lineage: Eukaryota; Metazoa; Chordata; Mammalia; Chiroptera; Miniopteridae
Gene: RAB31
Product: RAB31, member RAS oncogene family
Molecular function (GO): GTP binding; GTPase activity
Source: RefSeq, a predicted model, not a curated record